Messenger RNA from Pelodiscus sinensis (Chinese soft-shelled turtle), 3150 nucleotides. NCBI's taxonomy places the organism in Eukaryota, Metazoa, Chordata, Testudines, Trionychidae. The record is from RefSeq and is a predicted model, not a curated record.
GGGGAGUGAGAAGAGGCCCAGGCUGGCACUGCUGGAUCCUGGCCUUCCCCAGUAGCUGGGGGGGAGAGCCGGGGUUGCCUAACCUCCGACGACAGGGAGAUUGGCAAGCGCCAGCCCCCUAGUAAUCCUAAAUCAUAUUUUCUUCCUAGCUGGAAAAACUACCACUGAUGAGGAACUGGAAGAAAUGUUAGAAAGUGAUAAUCCUUCUAUUUUCACUUCUGAUAUUAUAUCAGACUCCCAAAUUACUAGACAAGCUCUGAAUGAAAUUGAGUCACGUCACAAAGAUAUUAUUAAACUGGAGUCCAGUAUACGGGAACUACAUGACAUGUUUAUGGAUAUGGCUAUGUUUGUUGAGACGCAGGGUGAAAUGAUCAACAACAUAGAAAAGAAUGUGAUGAAUGCAUCAGAUUAUGUAGAACAUGCUAAAGAGGAGACAAAAAAGGCUGUUAAAUAUCAAAGUAAAGCACGAAGGAAAAAAUGGAUAAUUGUCAUUAUAUCGUUGGUGUUGGUUGCCAUAAUUGCUCUAAUUGUUGGUUUGUCAGUUGGCAUUCGAUGAUGCUUGGAUAACUUCAGCAUGCAUGUCUGCCAAUACGGCAAAAAUGACAUUCAUAAUUAUUUGUGUAACUGUCUUGCUUGUGAUCCUUGGAAUUAUCCUAGCAGCUACAUUAUCAUAGCAAGCACAUUUGAAGAGUUUAUGAAUCUUCAGACUCCAAAUCACAUCUGCAGUGAAACCAAAUCCCCUAUUUUUUUUUAAGACGCCUUACACCAUGUUACACAUGUUCAAUGCUGACCUAUCAUUAGUGAUUUAAAGUGAAAACAUGACACUUAAUGUUUAGUCAUACUGCAAAUCAAUGUAUAUAUGGGAUAUCAAUUGAAUUUUCAUCAGAAACCAAUGGAUUUGUCAGUAUGAAGCCUUGUUUUAAUAGUUUUGAACUAAAGUGACUUGGGAAUUCCUUUGUUUUUUUAAAUAUAUUUCAGUGUUAUAAACACAGAAUUUAAUUAGGGAAUUGUGGAACUAUUGAGUUUUGGCCAUUGGCAUAAUUUUCCACUUCUAAUACAAUUCUAAUUAAGAAUUUUAUGGCCGCAUUUGUGUUCUCUUCUUGUUAGCAAAAUAAUGGAUUUUAUGAACACUAUUUUGUAGGAGAUGUAGCAGUAUCUUUAAAUAAAACAUUAACUAGUUAGUAAUUUUAUUCUAUCCAGUUUUUAUAAGGGGAAAAAUUCCCUUCAAUUGCUGCCUCAUGUUAUUGUAAAAAUUAAUUUGUGCUUUAAGAUAUUAUGCAGUUGUGUUUUUGAAGGGAAAAUCCUACUUCGAAAAAUCUUAUGAAGCAACCAAAUAGCAUUCUGUUAAUAGUAACUAUCACAUUUGAACUAUUUUUAAAAGCCCUUCAGUAAAGAUUGUUUAGUAGAUUGCACUUAAGUCCAUUUCUGCCUAUUGCAUUGUUAGAAUUCAUAGAUUAAAAAAACACUAGUUAUUCUACUGUGAAGUUUGUUGUUUUCUUUAUCACAUUUAUUGUGCUUAAUUGCUUACAGUGUGCCUAAUCUUUAUAAUCAAGACAGCGGCUGCAAUAUUUUCCUUGUAUAAAAAUGCAAUAAUGAAUCACAGAUUUAGUAUUAGAACUUUUUAGGAAGAUCUUCCAAAAUAAAAUUAGUUGUGCAUAUGAAACUAAAACUGACAGAACACUGUAAUCUUACAACUAUGACUAGCAUGGCACAUUUUAUCUUGUUCCUUAAAGAGCAAAAAUUAAUUCUUAAUUUGCAAAUGUUUGCUAGUGGUGGUGAGAAAAGAUAGGAAUGAAUAGGCUUAUUUAGUUGCAUUAUGUUUGAUUGUCUAAAUAAUAUACUGAUUUGUUAUGACAUUUACUUUUGUGAAUUAAUGUAACAAGUAUGAAGGGUUUUAUAAUAGGUAUAACAACAGAUGUAUAUUACUGCUUGUAAAGUUUUAAAUUUCAAACUUAACCAAAUAACUGAUUUUAAUGUUACAUAUUAUUUUUGUUCUUAUCAGCUCUAUGUAAAAUAUUUAUAAUUUGUAUCUUGAUUUCUCAUAUGAGUAUGUUCAUGUAGAUAUGUAGAUAUAUUUAUACUUCAAGUGAAAUAGUAAAAGAAGAAAGAGUGCUUUCUUAAAACGUGGCCUACAUCUCUUCUUUAUUUGUUGUUUUUGAUGGUUACAAAUAUAAUUUUGCUUUAGAUAAUAUGUUAUGUUACAACUUUUUAGUACUGCAGCAUACUGACUCAUUAUACAUUAAAAUAAUGUUCUUGUUAAAAAUGUCUGAGGAGGAAGUUACACAUUAAAAUGUAAUUAAAGUAUAUAGUCAAUCAUUGAACUUCUUCUUAAUGUUUAGCAAGAUUUACUAUGUAUGCUGUCUGUUGAAGGAUAUUUCUGCUUGAUGCUGUCCAAAUAUACUGUGAAAAUUUCUUCAUCUUGUUUUUUUCCAAGUGGUGGUCCAUGUUGAAAGCGGAUAGGAAUAAACAGGCUUUUCUAGUUGCAUUGUGUUUGGGAUUUCUGAAUGAGAUCCUGAUUCGGUAGUUUAUCCUAAAAACAUUUGUAAACGAAGCAGCUAUCAAGAUAUGUGUUGAAUUUUUCAUCUUCAUUACAGAACAGAUUUGUUUGUUUGUUUUUAAACUGUGGACAGCUAUCAAUGACUAUGGAAGUCUUAGUGCAAAGUACUGAAACGGUUGACUUGAAAUGGUCAGUUCUUAAGUAAAAUGUGUUUUUGAUAGUUUUGUUUUCUUGUAUUUAGUAAUAAAAUUUAUUUAUAGAAAUGUACAGAUUAAUCUAUUUCAGAAGAAUAUCAGAUAGUGCUGUUAAGUGGUUUAUCUACAUCAGCCAAAUAUAUUGGGUAAUUUUGUUUGCUCCAUUCAGUAUAGAAACCGAAAAGAUCAUUCACUGUUUUAUUUUUUUUCAUAUACUUCCUUCAUUUUGUUUAUAAAAAUAGAAAAUGUAAGUAUUUAAAAUUCAGCACAGGCGGAUAUGCUUCCUUUCUUGUAUCACUUUAGGACCAAAGAACUAGUUUCUUUAAAAAAAAUGAAAAAAACCUUCUAAUUUCCCAUUUGCUAAUAAAUUUAUCUAUGUAAGCAUUUCAUUUGUGACUUUUAUGUUGGUGAAUUUAUUGUAAAUAUUUACACAGACUAUUAAAAUAUUUAAAUGUGAUG